AUGUCUGUGACAUCGAUGUCCAGGUGGACAGAGGAGCGGGUGGCGGAGACUGUCACUUCUGCCUACAUCCAGUCACAUCUGCGACCAAAUGAGCAGGAGCUUUUACAGAAAACUCUGUAUUUUGGGGGCGACCUUACUGACGACACUUACCUGGACCGGAUCUUGAACCGCGCCCGGCGUUUCUUCCUUAUUCUCGUUGCUACAGGGGUACCCGAGCAGAUAUUUGGCAUUAUCGACGACUCGUAUGAUGAUGAAGACCUACCCAUUGCCGAACAUGCCGUCAUUGAAUUGCGCCUGUCCUUUGAGCCGGACCGCUCGCUGGACAAACGCUUUUACAAAACCCAGUUCCGGUUCCUCACCCGUGUCAUUGGGGAAGGCGAACAUAUCCGCUACGCAGAUGAAGAGACGGUUCCCAUCAUUCCCCUCAGCCUAAAGUCAAUGGUUCUCGCCCGAAAUCAUGAGGGCCCUGACAGAGUCCGUCUGGCCACUGAUCCGCCAAAGAUGUUGCUCCGCCGUCGGAUCGCCCUGGACGCCGAGGUGAGCGAGGAAGAUAUCUUGAGCGAGAUUGCGGGUAGCAGGAAGUUGUGCCACGAACACAUCGUCUCGGUCUUUGGGUCCUACCUUUACCAAGGAGUGUUUAAUGUCUUAUCCCUGCCUGGCGCCGAGUGGACCCUCAAAACAUUCCUCACUGAAACCCCCAAAAUGUUUAGCAACCUGAGCAAGGCAGAACGUCGAACGGCGCUCAUCACUUGGCCCCAUUGCUUAGCCAGCGCUUUAGUCUGGCUUCAUGGGAACGGCGAAUACCACGGAGCUAUACGACCGUCUAACAUCCAGGUUGAUGAGUCGUUCAAUAUCUCCCUUGGCCUGCUAGAUGGAGAAGGCCACCUUCGCGACACUGCCCGACCCGACGACAUUGAAGCAUACCAGUAUGGCCCACCGGAGAGAUGGAAAAGAGCAGUUACGGUCCAGAAUACGGGACCGAUGGCCAUUGCACUUCCAUCCGGAGGACGGACGGGACGAAGGAUCGGCCACAACAGAAAAGGCCUUUCUCCGGAUGGCAAAGACAGUACAAGAAGCAGGUCAACCUCUAUCACCACAACUUAUACUUUCCAACCCACAUCCAAGGGAGCUUACGCUCGUCUGCGACUGAAUGUAGCAAUGAGUCCGGACGUGACACCCGCUUCAAUUGGGCAGGCACAAACCUUGCAAUCGCACCCUGGCAAAGACUCUGUCCCGACCCAAGCCACACCGCGAUCUCCCCUCCACAGCAUGGUACGCGGAAAGACGCCCUCGGUCAUCUCUUCCGACAGUUACAGGGUGCAGCACAGCAGUCAGGGGUUCGGCGGUCCUAUCUUUGUGUCUGCCCCUGAAAGUCGCAGCGCCGUUGUGCAGACGUGGCAGUCCGUUGAGGAGGACAUGUUCGCAUCAGACAUCUUCUCACUUGGGGCGACUAUAAUGGACAUCAUGAAUCUUUUGUGUAAGAGGAGCUAUAGUUCAUUCUCCAGACACCGAUCAGCAAGAAACCGAAUGGCCGGUCGAGGCGGCGGUCUUGCUGAUGCCAGCUUCCAUGCAAAUCUCGGCCAGGUCUUUCUCUGGGCGGAAUCCCUACACAAGGAAGCUGAAAAGAAGGCACACAAGGACGAGAGCCAGGUAUAUCAUGCCGUCGGUCCAGUUGUGCAACUUGCUUUGCAAUGUCUUGAACGAGAUCCUGCGGCGCGGUUGACAGGUGUCCAGCUGGAGAAACGACUAGAGGAUUGCAUAUGUCGCUGUACUGGCAUGGGCCAACUACACUGCCGGUCGGCACGAGGCGAGAGCAGACAGCCGACCGCGAGCAUUCCUGUCAGAGAGCACACCUCUUCAGGUGGAGCUAUCAGAAACACCAAAUCAGUGGAUCGACUGCGACAAGACUUGCAAAACUCCAGCUCACCGGACGCAGAAUGGAAACGGCAGCAGCAGCACCUGGUCCUUCCCGAUGCCUCGACUCUACAAGCACAUCUCGGUCACACUCCUCCGAGCGUGGCCACCACACCUGGUGCGACAUCUGACAACUCUCUUCUCGCGUUUAAUUUUGAUGGAUUUUCGGAUACGAUCGUCGCAGAGAGUCCCCGUCUUGCGGAACACUCGCCACCACGGCCGAGCCGCCGAGGUGAGGUUGCCAUCCCUCGUCAUGAAGUCGUGUGGUCGGCCGAUCAAGCAAGUUCCAAGAGAGCUUUCUGGAAAACACUGCAGAACAAUGACAGUCAGGUUGAUCCCCGGCUGUCAUUCGGCGACUCCAUCGAUACAGGAGCGUUCACUUAUAUCAACUAUAGCAGCAGUGCAUCCUCGGAGGAAGACCAUAUGUUUCUCCCUCGAUCUUAUACUGAUCCUCCCAGCCCGGCGCCCAACCGAGCAUUACCCGCGGUGCCGCCACUUCAGACCAAAGUUCGCUCGACCAGACCCGAGAGGCAGGUUGCCCCUAUCAAACGAUUAGAAGAGACUGUCGCUCCGUUGGGCCGCUUCUCGGAUAAAGCUACGGGCAGAAAGCCCCCGCCGAGGGUGGAUAGUCUUCCAAAGAUGCGAUAUCACGAGGAAGAUGAUUACUGGGAUAGUCUGAGGCACGCCAGACCGCCGGAGGCCAUGAAAGCGUCUUCCCGCAGCCGCUCCCGACAUGGACGCGAGCGAGGGUAUGCCAUUUGA
Molecule: messenger RNA, 2676 nt
Organism: Capronia epimyces CBS 606.96
Lineage: Eukaryota; Fungi; Ascomycota; Eurotiomycetes; Chaetothyriales; Herpotrichiellaceae
Product: serine/threonine protein kinase
Exons: 1
Coding region: 1-2676 (891 amino acids)
Biological process (GO): protein phosphorylation
Molecular function (GO): ATP binding; protein kinase activity
Source: RefSeq, a predicted model, not a curated record